Molecule: messenger RNA, 8052 nt
Organism: Larimichthys crocea (large yellow croaker)
Lineage: Eukaryota; Metazoa; Chordata; Actinopteri; Sciaenidae
Gene: ank2a
Product: ankyrin 2a, neuronal
Exons: 49
Coding region: 352-6210 (1952 amino acids)
Biological process (GO): signal transduction
Molecular function (GO): protein binding
Source: RefSeq, a predicted model, not a curated record
UUCGGGGCAGCGCAUCUGAAAAGCGCGUUCACGUGUCCACACACACAUACACCGCACACACAAGCGCGCGCAAGCCAUAGAGCAACACACACACACACACACACACGCGGGGAGCAUCCCUGAGCUGGGCUGAGGAGGGGAGCGCUCGUUUGGGUUUAACAAUCCGGAUCCAGAGCCACAGUUAUUUAUAUCUGAAUCACGCCUAAUAACAGACUGUGUGCAAACACCGCAGGAUGAUCCCGGGCCCAGCCGAGCCUUCUGGAUUCUGAGGCCCGCACUGACAUCCACCUUGCACCGGGAGAGGACCCCUCGCCUCCAGCAGCUGCAGCAGUUCAGCCUCCCCGAGGCAGAAUGUCAAGUAGCGCCGAAGAAAGUCAGUCCAGGGGCGGCGGCUCCCAGUGUGACUUGAAAAUGGCCUCAUCGAGCAACACGUCCCCGGAGGGUGGACCUCCACAACCGCUGCACCAGAACCGUAUACGGCAGUCCGACAGUAACACCAGUUUCCUGCGAGCUGCCAGAGCCGGGAAUAUUGACAAAGUCCUCGACUUCCUGAAAAACGGAGUAGACAUUAGCACCUGUAACCAGAACGGUCUGAACGCGUUACACCUGGCAGCCAAAGAGGGACACACGGAUUUAGUGGAGGAACUGUUGGAAAGAGGAGCACCUGUUGACUCUUCCACUAAGAAAGGAAACACCGCCCUCCACAUCGCGUCGUUGGCCGGACAAAAAGAAGUCGUCAGACUACUGGUGAAGAGAGGUGCAGAUAUCAACUCUCAGUCACAGAAUGGCUUCACUCCACUCUACAUGGCGGCACAGGAGAGUCACUUGGAGGUGGUUCGAUACCUGUUGGAAAAUGACGGGAAUCAAAGCAUUGCAACAGAGGAUGGCUUCACUCCGCUGGCCAUCGCUCUCCAGCAGGGCCACAACUCAGUGGUGUCCCUGCUGUUGGAGCACGACACCAAGGGCAAGGUCCGACUCCCAGCCCUGCACAUCGCGGCCCGGAAAGACGACACGAAGUCUGCGGCGCUGCUGCUCCAGAACGACCACAACGCUGACGUCCAGUCCAAGAUGAUGGUCAAUAGAACCACGGAGAACGGGAAGAGUGGGUUCACCCCUCUGCACAUCGCGGCACACUAUGGUAACGUGAAUGUCUCCACCCUGUUGCUGAACAGAGGAGCUGCUGUGGACUUCACAGCCAGGAAUGGAAUAACGCCUCUCCAUGUGGCCUCCAAGAGAGGCAACACGAACAUGGUGGCCCUGCUGUUGGAUCGAGGGGCCCAGAUAGACGCUAAAACCAGGGAUGGGCUGACCCCUCUGCACUGUGCAGCGAGGAGCGGGCAUGACCCAGCAGUGGAGAUUCUGCUGGAGAGAGGAGCUCCCAUCUUAGCCAGAACCAAGAACGGACUGUCCCCGCUGCACAUGUCGGCCCAGGGAGACCACAUAGAGUGUGUCAAACUCCUGCUGCAGCACAAGGCGCCUGUCGACGAUGUCACGCUGGACUACCUCACGGCGCUGCACGUCGCCGCUCACUGUGGCCACUACAGAGUCACCAAGCUUCUGCUGGACAAGAAGGCCAAUCCCAAUGUCAGAGCACUGAACGGUUUCACUCCUCUCCAUAUCGCUUGUAAGAAGAACAGGGUGAAGGUGAUGGAGCUGCUGGUCAAAUAUGGAGCCUCCAUUCAGGCGAUCACUGAGUCUGGUCUCACGCCUAUCCAUGUGUCUGCCUUCAUGGGCCACCUCAACAUCGUUUUACUCCUGCUACAGAACGGAGCGUCUCCCGACAUCCGUAACAUCCGCGGUGAGACGGCUCUCCACAUGGCGGCGCGGGCAGGUCAGAUGGAAGUGGUGCGCUGUUUGCUGAGGAACGGAGCGUUGGUGGAUGCCAUGGCCAGGGAGGACCAGACUCCCCUCCACAUUGCGUCCCGUUUGGGAAAGACCGAUAUAGUCCAGCUGCUGCUGCAGCACAUGGCACAUCCAGAUGCAGCCACCACCAACGGCUACACUCCUCUCCACAUCUCAGCCAGGGAGGGCCAGGUAGAAACCGCUGCCGUGCUGCUGGAGGCCGGAGCUUCACACUCACUGGCCACAAAGAAAGGAUUCACUCCAUUACAUGUAGCAGCUAAGCAUGGGAGCCUGGAUGUAGCACAACUUCUCCUACAACGCAAAGCUCUCCCCGAUGAUGCCGGCAAGAAUGGCCUGACUCCGCUGCACGUGGCAGCUCAUUAUGACAACCAAGACGUAGCUAUGCUGCUGAUGAAUAAAGGGGCAUCACCUCAUGCUACUGCAAAGAAUGGCUACACUCCUCUCCACAUUGCAGCCAAAAAGAACCAGUCCAACAUUGCGUUAGCGCUGCUGCAGUACGGAGCAGAGACCAACAUUUUGACCAAGCAGGGAGUCAGCCCUCUACACCUGGCAGCCCAGGAAGGACACGCUGAGAUGGCCAGCCUGCUGCUGGGCAAAGGAGCUCACGUCAACGCAGCCACCAAGAGUGGACUGACUCCUCUGCACCUCGCUGCCCAGGAAGACAGAGUCAGUGCAGCAGAAGUACUGGCCAAACAUGAUGCCAACUUGGAUCAGCAAACUAAGCUUGGAUAUACCCCUCUCAUAGUGGCCUGUCACUAUGGAAAUGCCAAGAUGGUGAACUUCCUGUUACAGCAAGGCGCCAGCGUCAACUCCAAAACAAAGAAUGGAUACACACCCCUUCACCAGGCAGCACAACAAGGGAACACACACAUCAUCAAUGUGUUGCUACAACACGGUGCCAAGCCCAAUGCAACUACAGUGAAUGGAAACACGGCUCUGUCUAUUGCCAGACGUCUGGGUUACAUCUCUGUGGUGGACACACUUAAAGUCGUCACAGAGGAGGUCAUCACGACCACGACGGUGAGUACGGUCACAGAGAAACACAAGCUCAACGUUCCCGAGACCAUGACGGAGAUCCUUGACGUGUCUGACGAAGAAGGUGAGGACACUAUGACAGGUGAUGGAGGAGAAUAUCUGAGAGCGGAGGAUCUGAGAGAGCUGGGAGACGACUCUCUGCCAGGACACUACCUGGACGGCUUCAGCUACAUGAGCCACAACCUGGACAGGCCGCAACACACUCCCAUUCACCAAAGCUUCCAUCAGGGAGAAGGAGUUCUCAUCGAAGAGAUGCUCACAAGCCACCAGGUGUCCGCGCUGUCUAAAGAGAACGAAAAGGACUCGUUUCGUCUGAGCUGGGGUGCCGAGCACCUCGAUAACGUGGUGUUGUCCUCCAGUCUGCUGCACUCCGGCCGUUCCUCUCCGUGCCUAGACCAUGACAACAGCAGCUUCCUGGUCAGCUUCAUGGUAGACGCCAGAGGCGGCGCCAUGCGUGGCUGCCGUCACAACGGCCUGCGAAUCAUCGUACCGCCGAGAAAGUGUUCUGCACCCACGCGGGUGACAUGCAGGCUGGUGAAGAGACACCGUCUGGCCUCUAUGCCUCCCAUGGUGGAGGGCGAGGGCCUGGCUGGUCGCAUCAUAGAAGUGGGGCCCACUGGAGCCCAGUUCCUGGGUAAGCUCCACCUUCCCACAGCUCCGCCCCCUCUAAAUGAGGGUGAGAGCCUGGUCAGUCGCAUCCUGCAGCUGGGUCCUCCAGGAACCAAGUUCCUCGGCCCUGUGAUCGUGGAGAUCCCCCAUUUUGCAGCUCUGCGGGGCACAGAGAGAGAGCUGGUGAUCUUGAGGAGUGAGACAGGGGAGAGCUGGAGGGAACACCACUGUGACUUCACCGGAGAGGAACUGAACCAGAUACUUAACGGCAUGGAUGAAAAACUUGAUUCCCCCGAGGAGCUUGAAAAGAAAAGAAUAUGCCGCAUCAUCACGCGAGACUUCCCACAGUAUUUCGCUGUGGUGUCACGGAUAAAGCAGGACAGUCAUUUGAUUGGACCAGAGGGCGGAGUCCUCAGUAGCACUCUUGUGCCCCAGGUCCAGGCUGUAUUCCCCGAAGGAGCCCUGACUAAGAAGAUCAGAGUUGGGCUACAGGCUCAGCCCAUUGAUGUAGAGGUGGUGAGGAAGGCUCUUGGUAACAAAGCGACGUUCAGCUCAAUUGUCACAUUGGAGCCGAGAAGGAGGAAGUUCCACAAACCGAUCACCAUGACGAUCCCUGUUCCCAAGAGCUCCAACAGCGACGGACAAAACACGGAGUUCAGUGGAGGGACACCCACCUUACGUUUGCUUUGCAGCAUUACAGGUGGUACCACUCCUGCCCAAUGGGAGGACAUCACCGGCUCUACACCUUUAACCUUUGUGAACCAAUGUGUUUCCUUCACCACGAAUGUGUCAGCAAGGUUCUGGCUGAUAGACUGCAGACAGAUCCAGGAGUCUGUUAGUUUUGCCUCUCAGCUGUACAGAGAGAUCAUCUGCGUUCCAUACAUGGCCAAGUUUGUCAUUUUUGCGAAGACACUGGACCCCAUCGAGGCCCGUCUGCGCUGUUUCUGCAUGACCGACGACAAGAUGGACAAGACCCUAGAGCAGCAAGAGAACUUCACUGAAGUCGCCCGUAGCCGAGAUGUCGAGGUGCUGGAGGGAAAACCUAUAUUUGCUGACUGUUUUGGAAACCUGGUGCCUCUUACCAAGAGUGGACAGCACCAUGUGUUCAGCUUCUUCGCCUUCAAAGAGAACAGACUGGCCCUCUUCAUCAAAAUCAGAGACACAGCGCAGGAGCCGUGUGGUCGCUUGUCGUUCACCAAGGAACCACGCACCUACCGUAGUCUUACCCACAAUGCUAUCUGCAACCUUAACAUCACUCUCCCAGCAUACUCUAAGGAGUCUGAUUCAGACCAAGAUGCUGAUGAUGAGAGUGAGAAGAGUGACAAGAAAUUGGAUUGGCAGGAUGAUGCUGACAGGAAAGAGGAGACAUUAGCUAUCAUUGCAGAUCUUCUUGGCUUCAGCUGGACUGAGCUGGCAAGAGAACUGGAAUUCAGCGAGGAUGAUAUCCAGUUGGUAAGAACAGAAAAUCCUAACUCCCUACAAGAGCAGAGCCACGCAUUGCUGCAGCGCUGGGUUGAGCGGGAAGGCAAACAUGCCACAGAGAACUGUCUGAUUAAGAGACUAACCAAGAUCAAUCGCAUGGACAUCGUCCAUCUGAUUGAGACCCAGAUGAACAAGUCAGUUCAAGAACAAACAUCUCGAACUUAUGCAGAAAUAGAGAAGACACUGGAUCACAGUGAAGUGUCAGUAGCUCUGUCUUCAGUGCAAGAGGAUGCAGAGAGCCCAAGAGUUGUGAGAAGGGUGGAGUCAGACCGUAGACCACCCCCAGCUGUUUCUGAAGAGGACCUCUCAGUUGCUUCUCUACUGGAUAUCCCUUCCUGGGCAGAGCCUAUUGGACACACCCACUCAGAGAGCAUGCACGGUGACCUGUUGGACGAGCUCGAGAUCCCACACGAAUUGAACCCUAACCUGUGGACCUCGGAGGAUGUAAUUACACAAGAGCCUACAAUGUACGACAACUCAGAUGAGCAAGGUGAUGAAAUGCUUGACCUCCCCACUCAGUCGGUGACGGAAGAAAGGUACCAAGAUGAAAAUGGACACAUUGUUGUCAAAAAGGUUACCCGUAAAAUUAUUCGCAAGUGUGUUUCCGCGGAUGGUGUGGAGCAUGAACAGGUAUCAUUAGAAGGAGCUCCACAGGGGUCCAUCAGUACGGCAGAGGGAGAUGGAUACUCCAAGGUGGUGAAGCGCACUGUUGUGAAGAGCGAGGGAGACCACGCAGAGGUAACCUUUGCUGAGGGUUUCUCAGCAUCAAGACAGGAGACAACUGGAAGCUGUAAGGUCAGUCGCGUGGAAAGGACGACGGUGGUGGAGGGUGAAAGGACAAUGACACACCAAGGUGAUCCAUCUCUGGCUUCUGACCUCCCCUCAGCCCAAGACGACUUCAAACAGGCAUUAGGUUAUAUAAGUGGUUCUAGCAGAACAGAGCUCCCUCAUGUGGUAGAGAGAGAGACUGUCAAGGAAGAUGGAACUGUGGUCAGGAGGGCCCACAUGCGUAAAGGUCGCACCCGCAGACGAACGGUGGUGAAGGGAGCUGGGCAGCGCAAACAGGUCCUUCUAGAGCAAGUGGACGACCCCAGAAAAGGGUCGAAACCACAUGAUCUCCAGCAGCAUCUCCACCAGCUCUUUCACCGCUACUACGAGGAAGACGAAAAGGAGGACGACGACGAGGACGAAGAGGAGGAGGAAGAGGAGGAGGAAGAGUAGAAGAAUGUGUAACACUCUCCCCAACUCCCCCCCGGCUCUGCCCAUGCCAAAGUCCCUCCCUUAUCCUAUGCAUUAGCCACAUGCAAUCCCAGUGUGCACCACGGCACCUCGAAGCUCCCAUAGUCUUCCCAUUUAAGUCCUGGAAGAUGACCUUUUUUUUGUUCAAAAGUUUUGGGUUUUCUUCCCUGGCUUAUGAAAAUGUAUCCAUGAUUUUCUUUUCAUGUUCUGAUGUUGUUUUGCCUUUUUGUGACCAAAGAAAGCCUUCUCUUGUUUUCCUGAUUUCCACUUUUAUUUUCCAUGUCAGAAUUGUCUUUGAUAUUUUUUGUCUUGAUGCUGUGGUAGAGCAACAAAAAAAAACAGAGGAAUACUAUUCACACCAACUAACUUACAAACCUCCUGACGGUAAAGAACACUUUACCUGGUACUACUCUCUGAGUAGGUGCUCGGACUGAAAGACAAUAUCUCACACUGCACUGCCUCUCACACCCAGAGUUUCUCAGAUAUUCCUUCCUUUUAAAACUGUCUCACUCACUGUACUAGCCUCUCCGCUUUUUUGAUUCAGGUGGUCAAGAUGUCACGCAGAGAAAACUGUUCCAGACUGUAUCGACACUGAAUUUAACUGCUGCUGCUGCUGCUGCUGCUGUGUUUCGUGUAGGCUAUGUGUAAUCUGUCUUUGGGAAAUAUAUAUUAUCUAUAAUCUAGACAUUACUGACAUCAGUAGCCUAGGAAUUAAUAAUCACUCAUGUGAAGUAGAGCAGGCAUGACUAAUCAACAUCUGUCAUUAUGAUCCUAGCUUUGACUGCUUUGUAGUUCUAUGGAUUGCCCUUCUGCCUCUCCUUCCCUUCUGUUCUGCCUUUUUUUCCCCUGUGUUUUUAUGUUUAAUUCUAUUAAUUCUCCUUUAAAUUGUUGAUUUUGACUCAUACUGUAUGAAUGGUCAGUGUGCGUGCGAGGUAUGCUUGAGGGUGUCCAUGCAUGUGUUGCGCAUUGGCAGCUCGUUUGAAGAGGUUAUUCUCAGAAUUAUUAUUAUUUAAACUGUUGUUUGAAGAUGUCUUAUUUUAGAGUUUGUUUUUUUUAAUUUUUAAUUUAGUUUAAUAUUAAGUAUAGAGGACUUAUUUAAUAUUUGUUUGAACGCCAUUAAGAGGUUUCCCUUGCUUUGUCUGACGUGACAUUUGUGGUACGGUGAUCAGGCGUUUCUGCUUUAUUUAAUGUUUUAAACUUUAUGAACGGGAAAGUGUUGGACCAGGUGUCGGCAGUAGUGUGUUGUGUGUUUUAAGAGUGAAUGAGUCUGUGAGUGUAGAAGAAGAAUGUGUGUGUUUCUGUCAGCAGAGAAAAGAAAGAUUUAUUUUACACAAAACCCACGUUUGCACUCCUGAAUGUCAGGAGGGAGCACCCUCCAUGCUUUUUGUGCACACGAUAUGAGAGGUACAAAUUUAUCAUAGCCACAAAGAGAGUCUCAUUUUGGACAGGACAGAUGAUGAACGUCACACCGGACACAUGCAUUAUGAGGCAGGUCGAGAGCUUCACUGUACCAUUAUUCACAGCUCUGAGCAUCACUACUGUGUGUAUCUACAACAUGUAAUGUAUUUAUUUCACUAUCACUGUUUACUUUGUGAUUUAGAAAAAAAAAAAAGUCAAAUGAAAACUAGUGGAAGUUCACUGUGACAGGUAUGCUUUUAAUUUGAAGAAUCAGCAUCCCUUUUUCUGUGAUGAUGACAGUUAUAUACAUAUACAGUGCAUAUAUAAAUAUCUAUAAGGGCAUGUAUUACUGUAUCAAAAUUCAAAAAGACAAAAAAUGGCUGCAGUGUGUCUAUGGCUGAUAGAGAAUAAAAGUCUACAAAUGUA